UAAAACUUAUUUUCUAGGGUUUUUUCUAUAAAAACCCCUAUUUUUGGAAUGAGGUUUUUAUUGGUAAUUUACCUUUAUUUAAUCUACAGUGGCUCUUAUGGUGGUGCUGCCCUCCGACCAGCUGUAGUUGCCCUGCCUGGCCUGUAGAGGGCGUUGUUUCCCCUCACUGCAGAGUGUUUCUGUUUUUCCUGCGUGUUUUCAGUGGCAGCCCCACUCUCUCUCUCUGUGUCUCUGCUACUUCAGGAGCAACAAACUCUGAUCUAGGAUGUUGGGAACUCUCUGAAUCCGCUGGUUGUGUUUUUCCCCUGCCGGUUCUGGUUCUGUUCCUUCCGCAGGAUGGGUUUUAUCAUAACUUAGCUGUUCCAGACCUGUUGGAGGACUGCUUACUCGUUUCAACACACCGGUUCGGACAUGGAGGACCUGAUCCGGCUCUCCGACCAGGACCUGCAGAGGUUCGGCAAGGAGGACCUGAUCCGGACGCUGCGGGCUCUGCAGAACCGCAGCACGGAGGUGAUGCUGGAGCACGGGAAACUGAUGAAGGACGUGAACCGCAGCCUGCAGGUCCACCUCCAGGAGAUCCGGAGCCUGAAGGAGGUGAACCAGAAGCUGCAGGAGGACAACCAGGAGCUGCGGGAGCUCUGCUGCUUCCUGGACGACGACCGGCAGAAGGACCGGAAGGUGUCCCGGGAGUGGCAGCGCUUCGGCCGCUACACGGCCGGCGUGCUGUGGCGGGAGCUGGGGCUGUACCAGCAGAAGCUGACCGAGCUGGAGGCCGGGCAGGAGGCGCUGCGGGCGGAGAACGCCGAGCUCAAGGAGAUCGUCCUCAUGCUGGACGAGGAGAGGAGCGGAGCCGGGUCCCGGAGCUCCAUCGACAGCCAGUCCAGCCUGAGCGGACCGGUACCGCCCCGGGACGGAGGCGACGGGAGCAGCGGGGGGAGUCCGGACCACCAAACCGCCUACCUGAAGGGCUGCGGGGGGAAGGCGGGCCCGCUGAGGCGGUCCGUGGACGAUCUGUCAUCUCAUGGAGGCACCGAUAUAUCAGAGUGCUACAUCAGAGAGCUAGAAAACAAGGUGAGGAUCCUGGAGGAGGAAAAGAAACUGCUGACAAUGCAGAACCAUCCUCGGACUCCCAGUGGAGAACUGUCCCCCACGGGGUUCUACCUGCCUCUGGCACAGAAACCCGAAGCUGUAGUCCAUGCCAUGAAGGUGCUGGAGGUCCAUGAAAAGCUGGACAGCCAGAACUCGAGGGAAUACGAUGAAGACCUCAACGAUAAGGAGAAAGCCAUCGUCAGAGAGAUGUGCAACGUGGUUUGGAGAAAGCUGGGCGACGCUGCUGGUUCAAAGCUUUCUGUUCGACAGCAGCUGUCAGGAAACCAGCUCCAAGGUCCGGUCCAGUAGGAGAACCCACCAUCAAACCCACAGCAUGAUCCUCAAACGGAAGCAAUAGAGGAAAAUGGACACACCUUUUACGACACAAAUGCACAAAGUUUCAACAGUCCUGGACAGGAUGCUGAAACGGCUCCCUGAUGCCACCAUGUGGAUUUACGGUGUAAAUACAGUUUUAAAUCAGCAAAGGUUCAGUUUAUUGUAGCAAAUCCAUCCACAGCCUCCCACUUCCCUAAGAUCUUAGAGGUAACCGAUCCAAAGCGUCCUUCGCCCCACCGACUCUCUUCACUGACUUCUGGGCGCGAGUUCGGGGCUCCCUUCAUCUCUAACGACGACAUCCUGCUCUACAACUCUGAAUCUCCACCCAUAAACUCAGAGGGAAACUCCAAGGGAGCCGAUUUCAGUCUAGCUUGGUAAAAAACCAGACCCUUUCUCUACGCUUUGCUUCAUACAAAGGGCCUGAGCCAUCGGCGGCUAUUUAGAAACGAUUACAUACGGCUGUGACGUAUGUAAUGCGCCAGUGUCGCCCCUAUGAAGCUAACCGGGAGUUGCCUGCGUUGUAAACAACAGUCCUCCACUGCGAAGAGAAAAGUAUCGAGAUGGCUGUGAAUGUUAAUUUAACAUUUGGAAGCGUGGCCAACACGGACUGAACGGCUUCGUUCACUUCCUCCGCUAAAACUACAGAUAG
Molecule: messenger RNA, 2074 nt
Organism: Poecilia reticulata (guppy)
Lineage: Eukaryota; Metazoa; Chordata; Actinopteri; Cyprinodontiformes; Poeciliidae
Product: coiled-coil domain-containing protein 85C-like
Cellular component (GO): apical junction complex
Source: RefSeq, a predicted model, not a curated record